AUGGCGGGUUGCUUUGAAGACAGAGUUGCUGCUCUCUUCCCUAGACCAGCAGCAGCAGCAGCAGCAGCAGCAGCAGCAGCAGCAGCAAGUUCAGCUGGUGCUGCUGCUCUGGACGUCCCAGCGGCUGCUGCUCCAGCUGCUUCUGCUGCCAGCAGCAGCAGCAGCAGCAGACAGGUUCAAAAGCCCGAACAAAAUUCUUGCGCUGCAGCUGGCGAGGUAGCGAAUGACGAGCAGCAGCAGCAGCAGCAGCAGCAGCAGCAGCAGCAGCAGCAGCAGCAGGAACCGAGGGCUGCAGCGGAGUGGGUCUUGUCCGCUGGGGCGCCUGAAGGUCGGUGGCAGCCGCGCGAUAUUGCGCUGCUGCUGCGGCGGCUGGAGAUGCUGCAGCACCCCCAGCCAGCAGCAGCAGCCAAACCCAGCAGCAGCAGCAGCAGCAACAUCGGCAGCAGCAGCAGCAGCAGCAGCAGCAGCAGCCAGCGUCUAUCCCACAAAGAAGCUCGCGCUUUACGGAUGCUGCUGUGCUGCCCCUCAGGGCUGCAGGCGGUGGGGGGAGCCUUUAUUGCUUUUGACAAUUUGCAGCAGCAGCAGCAGCAGCAGCAGCAGCAGCAGCAGCAGCAGCAAGAGCAGCAGCAGCAGCAGCGGCAGGCCUUGCUGACAGCACUGCGAGACCUAUCAUGUGCAACUUCUCUUGCUGAAGUUGCUGCUGCGAACUGCAUGCAGCAGCAGCCUGACAGCAAGCGCCUUGCUUCAGAGACGCAGCAGCAACAGCAGCAGCAGCAGCAGCAGCAACAGCGGCCGUAG
Molecule: messenger RNA, 798 nt
Organism: Eimeria necatrix
Lineage: Eukaryota; Apicomplexa; Conoidasida; Eucoccidiorida; Eimeriidae
Exons: 2
Coding region: 1-798 (265 amino acids)
Source: RefSeq, a predicted model, not a curated record